GACAGAACCGAGUGUUCUGGGCCCGACAGUUCGGCCGUGCUUGGGGCCCUGCGAGCCGUGGGCGCGCCGCGGAGACGAGCGGGCUCCGCGCGCUUCUCGGCCGGCUCGGGCGCCUGGAAGGGCGAGCUCGCCGCAUUGGCCUGGGCUAAAACGUCGAAAGACCCUAGGGUUGCUGCAGGUCAACAGUCCCCACUGGAGAAAAAGAUCUUGAAUCUAGGUGGCAUGCAUACAACAGCAGCAAGACACUUGCUGACUCAGAAACAUCAAGAGGAAUAUGAAGCGCUCUGUAGGGAGCAGGCUUGUUCGCUUGACUACUGGCUUGCCAAAGCAGAGUCCUACUAUAAUAAAAGAAUGAUGGACAUAAUGAAGAAAGAGGCAACAGGCAAUGAAAUUAAGAUGAAAGUGGAGGAGGAAACAACCCGGAGCGUAGAGGGACAAAAGCAUUACUGUGUAGUACCUGAGAGAGAGAGGAAACAGAUAGAAAGACAUGUACAUCGAACAGGCCAGGCCAGAGGAUUUAAGAACGGAACAUCCAAACAACCACAACCCCUCAGUGAUACAUUACCAAAAAUUAUGCCAGAAAAGCAUGGCAUCCAGAAAGCACAAAGAAAGCAGGUAAAUGAGAGAGAACAGAUGCAAAUUAAGGAUCACCAGGAACGAAUGAUUCGAGGGAGAGAACUUACAGAGCAAAGACUCAAGGAAAGAAUCCUGAGAAAAAGCCAGAGCCAGCCGCCUGCCCGUGCAAAGUAUGAGAGAGCACAGAAAGAGACCAGGGAGUUUGAGAGAGUUACUGCAUAUCCGCUUUUCCAGCCAUGCGGUAGAAGUCGGGUGCAAGUGACUGUUCUUAUGGAAAAGUCUCAGAGGAGAGAGAAAGUAGAUACAGUUCUGAAAUCAUGUGAAAGAAAAUACUUGGCUCUACCCCCCUUCUUGGAACGUCAAAUAGAAAAAUAAAACAUUAGUAAGUGUUAGUAAAGUUUCAGUGGUUUUGUGAUGAAACAUUA
Messenger RNA from Chinchilla lanigera (long-tailed chinchilla), 1001 nucleotides. RefSeq lists its product as uncharacterized. The record is from RefSeq and is a predicted model, not a curated record. The annotation marks the transcript as partial. NCBI's taxonomy places the organism in Eukaryota, Metazoa, Chordata, Mammalia, Rodentia, Chinchillidae. The transcript has 3 exons.